Messenger RNA from Egretta garzetta (little egret), 3285 nucleotides. RefSeq names its product voltage dependent anion channel 1 (gene VDAC1). Gene Ontology annotation, cellular component: mitochondrial outer membrane. The record is from RefSeq and is a predicted model, not a curated record. Bases 1542 to 2393 code for a protein of 283 amino acids. NCBI's taxonomy places the organism in Eukaryota, Metazoa, Chordata, Aves, Pelecaniformes, Ardeidae. The transcript is spliced from 9 exons. Gene Ontology annotation, molecular function: voltage-gated monoatomic anion channel activity. Gene Ontology annotation, biological process: monoatomic anion transmembrane transport.
GGAGCAGGGGAAUCACUUAAAGAAAUCUCUUAAUACUUGGUUUGGUGGGGGGUUUUUUGUGUGUGUGGUUUUGUUGUUUGUUUGUUUUUAAAAGGCUGGUUCUGUGUUUCCAGAACCGCAUCUGAUCAACCGUUAAAAUGGUUUCUCCUGUAGAGAGUGGUGCUUAUGAACAUUAAAUCCCAGCUUUCAUGUUUGCACAAUAAAUGAAGAGAGACAUUUAGGUCUAAUGUAAGCAGCUAAAACUCCUUUGGACUAUGGAUUUAUUUAUUUUUUUUAAAUGUAACUGUUUAGCUGCUUACAUAUUGGGAGCUGCAACUUAUUACUGAACUAUACCUGGAUAGAGAUGAUGGGACUUCUUGAUGCGUCCAGGUAGUCUCCACAUCUGAAGCUACAUCAUCUACACGCCCUUGUAUCCUCCUUUCUUUAUCUUCUGAGAAGACAGUUUGCUUUUAUUUAGCCACCAGAUCCAUUUUGUUCCCCCUAGGACAGGGAUUCUCCAUUUAUGCAAUAGCAAGAUCCUGUCUGAGCGGGCAGCGGCUCGUUGGACGCAGUGCUGGCGGCGCCGAGUGCCUGCUCCAACCCCCCCUCCGACGGGCACGGGGCGGUGGGCUUGCCUGGAGACCCCGCAUCCGAGUCCAGAGCCAGAAAGGCUGCUAAGAGCACCCCUCACGUUCGGAGCUGACUCUUCUGUUUGUGGUGUAAAGGAAUGGUUUUCUGCUAGCGUUGAAUAGUCUGGAGUAAGGAUUGGCAGGCAGGUUUUUUUAAGUAUUUGCACGCCUGUGUAAUAAGCUGGUUAUUACUUUUGCAUAACCAAAUCGUUGGGGAAUACGGAGUUUUAGUGCAACACCUGGUAUCGAGAGGACCAGCUUUGCAAGUAUGAUUUAUCUCCUUUGCUUUUUUAAAAUCAUGAAAUCUUAUCUAUGAAGACGGAAGGUGUACACCGUUCAGAUUGACUUUGCUUCCCUAGAGCAAAUGCCUGGACGUGGCUAGGAAAGUAGAUUCGGUUGGUUUGUUCCUCUCAGGUUCGUAUUUUCUCUGUAUACGAUGAGACAGUUUUCUCAGUGGCCGAGAAAAUGGGAUGCGUUCCUGUCUCUUGCAGGAGGGUGCUGAACUAAGAACGGUCAGGGCCUGCUGAAGAUGGGAGAGCGAGGACCUGGGUGGCAAUGCGGGCAUCCCUACCCAGCCAAACAUGAUGGGGAGAGCUGCCCGCACCGCGGGGCUGGGGCCCGGCUCCGGGCUUCGCAGAGAGCUCGUUUGGCUGCUGCAGCGGGGUGGCGGCUGCCUGACUUCGUGCUGUAGCAUCCCUUCAGUCUUAAUUUUUCUCAGCAAGCUAAUUUUUUUUUUUUUUCCCCCAGUUGAUGAACAGAAAAACCCUUAAAGGUCGAUGUCUAAGGAGGCACCUUAACCCAUUAGCAGCAGUGGCAAAGUCAAAGAAAACUGCAGAGGAAUGACUGGCAAUUCUGCUAACAUAAACGUCAUCCAUUUGCUGCUCUGGAUUCAGGGGAGAGGGAUGCUCCUGGUGCUAGGUGCUUGCCCGGAAAAUGGCUGUUCCACCUGCUUAUGCUGAUCUGGGCAAAUCCGCCAGGGAUGUUUUCACCAAGGGAUAUGGUUUUGGGUUAAUAAAACUUGAUUUGAAAACAAAAUCGGAAAAUGGACUGGAAUUUACAAGCUCAGGUUCAGCAAACUCAGAAACGAGCAAAGUUAGUGGUAGUUUGGAAACAAAAUACAAAUGGGUGGAAUACGGAUUGAUGUUCACAGAGAAGUGGAACACCGACAACACGCUAGGCACUGAGAUUACUCUUGAAGAUCAGCUUGCCCGUGGCCUGAAGCUGACCUUUGACUCCUCCUUCUCUCCUAACACUGGGAAGAAGAGUGCUAAAGUUAAGACAGGGUACAAGAGGGAACACAUCAACAUUGGCUGCGACAUGGAUUUUGAUAUUGCUGGUCCUUCAAUACGUGGAGCCCUGGUGGUUGGCUACGAGGGAUGGCUGGCAGGUUACCAAAUGACUUUUGAGACAACGAAGUCUAGAGUAACCCAGAGCAACUUUGCUGUUGGCUAUAAGACCGACGAGUUCCAGCUUCAUACUAACGUGAAUGAUGGAACGGAAUUUGGAGGCUCCAUUUACCAGAAGGUGAAUGACAAACUGGAAACUGCCGUGAAUCUUGCUUGGACAGCCGGUAAUAGCAACACUCGCUUUGGAAUCGCAGCCAAGUAUCAGAUUGACCCGGACGCCUCUUUUUCUGCUAAAGUGAACAACUCCAGUCUGAUUGGAUUAGGAUACACUCAGACUUUAAAGCCAGGUAUCAAACUGACAUUGUCAGCUUUGUUGGAUGGCAAGAACGUCAACGCAGGUGGUCACAAACUUGGUCUAGGAUUGGAAUUCGAGGCAUAAGGAGUGAUUCUACAAUCGCUAAUCUGCAAAUACAGCAUAGCUACCUUCAGAAUAUAGUGUACCUUUCAAUGUUUUAUGUCUGGGAUGCAAGUAUUGCUACGUAUGUCCUGCUAGUCCUGGUUAAAGACAGCUAAGCUUUAAAAAUGAUGUUGUUAAAGAAAUGGAGACAAAAGCAUAAAAAAAACCCCAAACAACUUAAUUCCAGGCUUUUUUUUUUUUUUUUUUAAUGUUAUUGCCCAUCACAUCUGUCAGCUGCCACGUGAUAGGAAGGUAUUGAUUACCUUUACUAACGUAUCGACUGCACAAGGAAUCUGUGAACGUGGUGUAAAAACAGAGACCUUCAGAAUCACAGACCACUACGUUGUACUGUUCAUUCCGUAAGCAAAAUGUUCCGACACUUAAGCUUUCAAUUCACAAUGGAACGUGCAAACUUGUCUGAAAAAGGGAUUUAUUUUUUUUUUUUAAAGAAUUUUUUUUUAGCUAGGCGUUUCAUGAAUGGUUUGUUUUUUCUUUGGUUAUCUUACACCUGCAGCUGUCUCAGAAUGCUUUAGGUUGUCCACCUUGCGUAGGUCUGUUGCGGAGGAGGUUCGAUGUGACUCGGCCAAUACUACCCGUCCUGUGUUGUGGUUCCUUUCCCUUGCACUGACUUGGAAAGCUUGUAAGAUGGGGCCAUAAUCAGGGAAGAGUCUUUGUAACUGCAGUCACAUAGUUGCAUCACUAAAUUGAAAAUGGACUUGUGUUUUAUUACCACUUUUUUUUAGCAACUAAAUGGGUACAUUUUUAGAGAGUCUUCCAUUUUGUGUGGACUAGACCCCAAAAUGCUGUACUUGACACUACUAAAAAUGGAUAAAAAAAAAAACCAAACCCAACUUGAAUAAAAUAUUGAAAUGUC